AUGUUAUUACCGCAGGAUGUUAGCGUCACAGCAUUCGAGGUGUGCAUAAAAGACCUCCCUGGAUUAAUUGGGAAUCACGAACCAAUAACAGUCGACUAUUCCGCUGUAGGAGAUCUUGAUCCAUGUCUGUACGUUACAUGUAAAAUGUUCGCAGUUUGUCGUGCAUUUGGUCCCUACGAUGCACGAUGUGUCUGUGUAACAGAUUGUCCUUCAGUCGAACAAAAUCUCUGCGCUUCAAACGGACAAACUUUCAACAAUGUUUGUUUAUUCCAACUAAAAGUUUGUCAAACCAAAGCAAACUAUACGAUUUAUCAUCGCGGGAGUUGCAGAGAUUUUCCUAUCACAAGAGGCCGAAGAUACGUCGCUGAUGUUCCUAACUGGUCUCGUUCACAUUGCCAAACUGUUAAAUUCGACUUGUUAUCUUUCUAUCCUGACAAGCCUGUUCACGUGCAGAUCAGCGUGAGCCACGUGAAUGACUCGGGGCAAGUUCAUGAAGCCGCAGUAUCGUGGGUAGAAGAUGUGAGCGACACUCAUUUCAAAUUUUGUGUAAUGGAGUCAGGAAGAAAUGAAGGGCCACCUCAUGGAUUUGCUACUGUUGAGUAUAUGGCUUAUCAAGGCGCUCCCAGCGGAGGGUUGGCAGGAUCAAUGCUGAUUCCAGAGUGGUGGACUGGAUCCAAACAAAAGGAAAUUAAUCAGUUCACUUUACCAAAGGGAUCUUUUUCCUCAACACCAACGGUGUUGGCGACUGCAGAACAUCAUCGACUUAGUCUUAAACACGACGCUGCCUCACUUUGGUUGGAAGACGUCACUAGAUACUCAUUUAAAGUGUGCAUGCGUGAAUUACAAAACUUUGAUGGACCUCACCAAGAUAUUUACGUGAAUUGGAUUGCAUUUGAAACUCUCGAACGGCCUAUUUUCACAGAACAAGGUUCCAAUCAUUUCGUUCGGACUUCAAAGAAUCCUUCGUCAAGCACCAAUUAUGCACAAUGCAAGGAUGUCACUUUUGCUGCCAACUAUACCAAACCACCAACGGUGUUGGUUUCUCCAAAGCACAAUACAUCAGGAAAUAAUGUUGAUCCAAAAAACAAUGGAAUCUCCACAUGGAUUGAGACUAUUACAGAUGCGUCAUUUAGAAUAUGUUUUAAAGAGUUACACAGUACCAAUGGUUAUGAUCCUGUUACAAUAUCCCAUGUUGUCUUAGGAGAAAUCUGUGAUUCGGGGUGGAUAUACUUCGGAGGAUAUUGUUAUAAAAUAAAAACUUCGUGUGAAACGUGGAAAAACGCCUCAACAACGUGCAUGGGCUAUGGUUCAACUCUGGCUAGAAUUGAAAAUUCGGAGCAAGACGUCUUCGUUCAAAAUCUUCAUUAUGGAAAGCAGCCAUCUUGGAUCGGAUUGAAUGAUCAAGCAAAUGAAGGGAUAUAUUUGUGGAGCGAUGGCGGACCUGCCUCCUACACAUACUGGGAUCCACAAGUACCCACACCUCACAGCGAGACUGAGGACUGUGUUGAGAUUUCAGGAAAAGAUACGAAAUACCACUGGCAAUCAUCAUCAUGUGACAAUUGUCGAGGCUAUACGUGUAUGAAAGAUUAUGAUGAGUGCACCCAAAAUACCCACGCUUGUGACCCAAAUGCUGAUUGCGAAAACACCGACGGUUCAUAUACAUGUCAAUGCCGAAGUGGUUUUACUGGCAAUGGAAAAGAAUGCACAGAUGUGAACGAGUGCUCCCUAAACUUUUGUGCGCCAAGUGCCAAUUGUAGCAACACAGUGGGCUCCUACACGUGUUAUUGUAGGAAAGGGUAUACCGGUAACGGUCGAAAAUGUAGAGAUGUGGACGAGUGCUCCAUAAAUAUUGACGGUUUGCAAUCUUGUGACUCAAAUGCAGAUUGUAGCAACACUGCUGGUUCCUAUAUUUGUCGAUGUCGAAGUGGUUAUGAAGGUGACGGGUUUUCUUGUCUGGUGUCGUGCGGGAAUCCUGGGUACCCACGUAAUGGGUACGCAAGAGGAAGUACGUAUACUGAAGGAUCAACGGUGACUUUCCGUUGCGAU
This is a messenger RNA of Dendronephthya gigantea, 2046 nucleotides long. RefSeq lists its product as uncharacterized. The transcript is spliced from 12 exons. The record is from RefSeq and is a predicted model, not a curated record. Gene Ontology annotation, molecular function: calcium ion binding; protein binding. NCBI's taxonomy places the organism in Eukaryota, Metazoa, Cnidaria, Anthozoa, Malacalcyonacea, Nephtheidae. The annotation marks the transcript as partial.